This is a messenger RNA of Macrobrachium nipponense, 1527 nucleotides long. RefSeq names its product mitochondrial glycine transporter-like. Gene Ontology annotation, cellular component: mitochondrion; mitochondrial inner membrane. Gene Ontology annotation, molecular function: glycine transmembrane transporter activity. The record is from RefSeq and is a predicted model, not a curated record. The coding region runs from base 383 to 1303 and encodes 306 amino acids. Lineage: Eukaryota; Metazoa; Arthropoda; Malacostraca; Decapoda; Palaemonidae. Gene Ontology annotation, biological process: glycine import into mitochondrion. The transcript is spliced from 7 exons.
UUCCCGCAGUCGACCGACGAGUGAACGUUACAGAACUAGUGCUUUCGCUUUUUGUGUGUGUACUACAAUCUCUUAGGUUGUGACGACCGUAGCCAGAAUAGAUCACCUACUAGUUCCUUGUGAUCAUAUUAAUGAUAUACCAUGGUGGUUACUACCAAAACUGAAAAUGUGGAAAUCUCUGUUCGUGUGAACGAGAUUUAUUACACAGACUACUCUGAUACUCGAGUUAGGUGAGACAUUUUAUCCAGCACCGUUGCUUUGUAAGUGUAUAAAACAUUGUGAUAAAGCCCAGUGUUUGGAGGUCUAGCAAAGGAACAUUGCCGUAACUGUGAAGGAGAGAAAACGAUCCUUUUCAAGACAUCUACAUUUGUACAUCAAAUUUAUGCCAAGUGAAGCUAAAGAGACGUCCGUCACUCUUGUCUUGAGCGUAAAAACGGAGAAGAUGGCUCUCAUCGAUACUAUCACUGCCUCUCCUCUGCUGAAGUCAUUCGUGGCCGGGUCUUUCUCGGGCACUUGUUCCACCAUCUUGUUCCAGCCAUUAGAUUUGGUCAAGACCCGCCUUCAGACCACCAUUGCAAUACCAUCUGGUGGAUCUGUUGGCAUGCUGGCUACAGUUGGAAAAGUGAUCCAAAAUGAACGUAUUUUUGGAUUGUGGAAGGGCGUGACUCCUAGCAUCUUCAGAUGUGUUCCAGGAGUCGGACUUUAUUUCUCUUCUCUCCACUGGUUAAAAACUAAUUUCUGUGAGGGACAGCCUGGAGCUCUUCAGGCCAUUGCCCUGGGAGUGGUAGCACGUACUAUCACGGGUGUUACAAUGAUACCCAUUACAGUUGUCAAAACUAGAUAUGAGAGUGGCGUGUAUAGCUACACCAGCGUGCGUGAAGCAGUUAGUUCCAUCUAUUUGAAAGAAGGAGCCCGUGGAUUAACCUGUGGUUUACUUCCCACACUUCUCCGUGAUGCACCUUUUUCUGGGCUAUAUCUGAUGUUUUAUACACAAACAAAGAAGCGAGUGCCACAACGUUAUUUGGAGGACAACUUGGCUCCUGCUAUUCACUUCACCAUUGGGGUGUUUGCAGGACUUAUGGCUUCCACAGUCACACAGCCAUUUGAUGUUGUGAAAACUAAGAUGCAGUUGUAUCCGCAUAAAUUCACCUCCCUGUACCAGGCUUGCGUAUAUGUUAAAAAGAAGUACGGGCCACAAGGAUAUUUCAAGGGGCUGGUCCCCCGUAUGCUGAGGCGUACCCUUAUGGCGGCCAUGGCUUGGACUGUAUAUGAACAGAUCACAAAGAGAUUUGGACUGAAGUAAAGCCUGUAGGGAGAAUGGGACUACGGAAGGGUUCCAUGUUGAAAUAUAAGAACAAAAGAGAAGCUAUCCAUCAUCCACAUGCAAAGAUCGGAGAACUUAUCCUUGUGGAACUUCAAUGAUUUCUCAAAGUUUUAAAUUAUAGAGAAUAGUAGAUAUAACUAACAGUUUGUGGUUUGUGACUGUGGAGUACCAUUUGUAUGCUCAGUAUAUUUUGGCUAACUUGA